CACCGCAUAUCACUGCAAAUGCUGUCAGCGCUUUGGGCACACCAACAGCAACUACAACAACAUCGGAAGCGAGAGCAGCAGCAGCAACAGCAGCAGCGAACCCAACAACAAGAGCAGCUGCUGCUGAAGUAUGCGCAAAGCCAACCGAAAAGAAGACAGCUGCAAAUCGCGAUUAUGACGACGAUGAUGAGAACGGGAAUGGCAGGAGCAAUGGCAAGAACGAUGAAAACGACCACGCUGGCACGCCGCAGGCAACAAAGCGGACUGUGCCUGCAACGACUACGUCAACGACGAUGA
Molecule: messenger RNA, 297 nt
Organism: Scaptodrosophila lebanonensis
Lineage: Eukaryota; Metazoa; Arthropoda; Insecta; Diptera; Drosophilidae
Product: putative GATA zinc finger domain-containing protein 25
Exons: 2
Coding region: 19-297 (92 amino acids)
Source: RefSeq, a predicted model, not a curated record